GAAAGGAUGAGUUUUUCGACGAACGCUGACCGCUUGCUGUUGACUGCAAAAAGUGUAAUUUUUGUGUUAAAACAGGCACGUUUCGGCUCAAAAGUGCAAUCAAACGUUGCCCCGGGUGUACCGUCAUCGUUUGCGAUAGUUAGUGAAGCGACUGGUGCGUUUUCCGGUGGUGAAAAGUGUAUUUCAGUGAACCGCUAGGCUCAGCUCGACACUCGGUUCCGUGUCGGUGUUGUUUGCGGUAGGCUGUACAGAAGCCGGUGCAGGGUGUGUGUGCGGGAGUGGAUCUGCAACAACAGCAAAUUUUGUUAGGUUAGGUUCUUCUGGGAGCAAACACAGAACAAUCGGUUUGUUUGCUUUAGUGCGUUGACAGUUGCGAACGAAUGUUUUGAUCGGGAACGGUUUGUUCGGUUCUAGGAUAGAAUGAAACGUAAGGCCGGGAACGAUUUGACCACACAGACACUGCUGGAUUUUGAUUUGGGCGAAAGCUCGUCGGAUUCGGAUUUCCGAAUCGAGGAUCACGAUGAUGAUAGUGAUGAUUUUUCGGCUGGUAGCAAAGAUGAGGAUGCUGGCGAUGAUGACGGUGACAACGACAAUGACGGUGAUGACGAUGAUGAUGAUGGCGACGAUGAAAGUGACGAUGGAGAGGAUGAGGAUGGCACGGACAGUGGUACGACCGGAACGGGAUCGAAAGCUAGCGAAGCGGUAAAAGUCGGUACCGACAACGAUCAACCGAUGAAUCUGGAGCAAAUUUUGAAUAAAACAACGAAAGGUUUUGAUAAGGCAACGCUGAAGCUACUAUCGACGGCAAUCUGCUGUGCGUGUUUGGGAGAUCGAAGCGAUGAUCAAAACGAAAUCGUCGAGUGCGACGGGUGCGGGGUAACCGUACACGAAGGUUGCUAUGGUGUUAGCGAAAGCACCAGUGUCAGCAGUACCAUUUCGUCGUGUUCUACUGAACCUUGGUUUUGCGAAGCAUGUCGGGCCGGUGUGUUUGAUCCGGACUGUGAACUGUGCCCGAACAAAGGUGGUAUCUUCAAGGAAACCGAUGUCGGUAAAUGGGUUCACCUGGUGUGUGCUUUGUACGUUCCCGGCGUUGCGUUCGGUGAGGUAGAUCAGCUUUCGUCGGUGACUUUGUUCGAAAUGCCCUACAACAAAUGGGGUGCCAAGACUUGCAGUUUGUGUGACGAUGCGAAAUUUUCCCGGACCGGUGUUUGUAUCGGGUGUGAUGCUGGCAUGUGUAAAACGUACUUUCACGUUACUUGUGCUCAAUAUGCUGGGCUGCUGUCGGAGGCGCACUCCGAGGAGGCUGACCAAGCCGAUCCUUUCUACGCUCACUGUAAAAUUCAUUCCGAUAAAACGUUGAUCAAACAUCGGAAGCGAAAUUACAAUGCCAUUCGGUUGAAGGCCGAACAAAGGAAGCUGGAACAGGAAGCGAAAAAGUUGGAGAAACCCUCUCCGGAACAGGUUAGAAUAGAACGAAAAUUGGCUAAGCACCGUAAAAAGUAUAUCACUCACAAGGAAACAAAAAAUCCUCCCUGGGUACCGACCCAAAAAAUGCCACGACUGUUGACGACCAGUGCAACAGCGUGUAAAAAGCUGUUGCUAAAAGCCGAACUGAUGGGCAUCGAUACGGCAGCAAUGGAAUUUCAGGAAGCUCAAAUGACUGCCCUGGCCGAUGUGCGCAAAAAGUGGCACAUUCCACCGGCAUUUAGCGUAGAAUUCAUAGGAUACUAUCUGGACCGAACGGUUCGUUUAAAGGACAUCAAAAAUAAUCUUCAAGAACAAGUUCUGACUAACAAAAAGCUGCUGGAUGAACAGCAGCGACUGCGAGAGAAGUACGAUUCGUCUAUGAAAAUCAACCAAGAAGCGCUAAAUCAGAAUGAAGAGCUAAAGGAUGCGAUCAAAAAGCUGUACGACGACAUAAACGUUCUCUGUCCGAACAAAGCGUUGAUUCCGGUGGAGCAGAUUGGCAAACCACCGUCGGUGCCACCGCUCCAGAAUCCCAGUGUCGUGAUCAAUACUCCCAGUUCAACGCCACCGGCACGGACAAUCACCGUACCGACGGCGGCCGCGCUGAAAAUGGGCGUCGGUUUCCCACUGCAGAAUCUCAUAGUUCCGGGAGAUACCGGAAGAAUCCUUAGCACCCAGUGCAAGCAGAACAGUGAAGAACUGUUGAACGAGUGUGGCAUCUGUAAGCGUUGCUCCGAUCAGCAUUUGCUGGCCAAAUGUGAUACCUGCCACCUGUACUACCAUCUCGGCUGUUUGAAUCCUCCCCUCACCAGACACCCGAAAAAGUCCAAACUGUACGGUUGGCAGUGUUCGGAGUGCGACAAGUCGGAUGAUUCGGGUCCGGAGAAUGUGAUUCUGCCGAAAGCCCCGCGCAAAUCUCGAACGCGGUACAGCAAAGACGGCAUCAUUGUCCCGUACGAUAUGCCAUCGCCCGAAUUCGAACGAUCUCCGGAAAUUGUAGUCAAACGUGCCCGCAAAAGCUUCGGAAACAAUUCCAGCAUGGAAAUUUUUUCGAAUGCAACGGCUACGACUACGACACCAACUGCUUCUGCUGUAGCUAAUGGAAUAGAAACGAAAGAGGUGAUACUGGAAAUUCCCAAACUCGAUGCCGAGCUGACCGACAAACUGAGCACCGCCGAACCGGUGGAAGCGUCGGAAUCAUCUCCAUCGAAAAGGGGACGCAAGAAGAAACCUCCCGCGGCACCAGUUGACAACAGUAAAGAUCCACCGACUGCGAAGGAAACGGUCAAACAGGUGGCAUUGAAACAGGAAGUUUCCGGAAAACCUCCGUCACAGAAAUCGGAAAAAUCGAAGGAAGAACCCAAGCCAACGACACCGCCCGACGACACGAAAGCUAGUUCCAACAGUAACAAAAAAGAUACUAAAAAGAAAGACAAACAGAACUCAUCACCGACCGUCGUCUCGGCAGAGAACCAAAAUCCUCCCGUUGCAACGUCUGCGACUGCGACUGCAACAGUCACCGAAAGUAGUUCGGUCAUUUCAAUCAGUUCCGGUACAACUCUGGCAUCUUCUUCGACUGGGUCAUCCACAACCAUCACGACCGGUUCGACGGAUUCCAUUCCCAACACGGGCCCAGCAUCUGCCGACGGUGUCAAGGAAAUUCCCGAGCCGACGGCUUCCACCUCAACACACCGGUCAUCGCAUAAACACAGUAAACGAAAAAAGGAAAAGCAUCGCGAGAGGUCCCCAAAUGAGGAUGGUUCAAUCACAAAAGAACACAAACGCAAGCGGAAACGAAAGAAUCACGACAUGGAGAAUCCCAACGACAAGGACGGAGGACCUAGCCAUUCGGCUCUUCCGGUGCGUUCCGAUGAGAACAGACCCCGAAUCAAGAUAAAAAUUAAAUCAGUUUUGGAUGGUUCCAAUACGCACACGAUAAUCUACGUGCCGAACGAUAGCAUAGAACCGCCACGACCGUCCACCAGCAGUGAAUCCAUCGUGACAAGUACUCCGCUAAGUUCGCCAUCGGUGCCGAUCCAGAAAUCUCCGGCCAAGCCCGAUGCAAUCAAAGCAACUGUUUCGGCACCAUCGAUUGGAUCCCCGCCGGUUGCGGCCAACAGAUCUCAAUCUUCGCUGAGUGGUUCCGCAUCGACGCCUACCAUCGCUUCCGAGGCCAGUAUGGCUAAAAAGACUACCGCUAGCAGUAGUAAAGUUCCCCCGGCUCCGGGACGUGGUCGGGGUCGUCGUCUUAGUGUAGGCAGACCUCCCCGGGCCAGUUUGAAUACCUCGUCCGGUAAUAACACCUCAGGUUCAUCGGCUACUGCUUCCAAUGGCAGCACGAUGUGCGAUGUUUGUCGUACACCAGGAACCCCGAAUAACAUCGUUCAGUGUGAUGAAUGUCACAAGAAUUAUCACUUCGGUUGCCUGGAUCCACCGGUGAAGAAAUCACCAAAACGUCGAGGCUACUCGUGGCAUUGCGCCGAUUGUGAUCCAACGGACACGGAGAACAACUGAGACUACGAGUCCAGGUGAGGCACCGCCGAUCGCAGCAGUGUCGUCAGUUGUAUAUGCAAAAUGUACUGAUCGGAGCUGGACUUUUUUUUCCGGACAGUCGUCUCCUAUGGCUGAAUUUGAGAAUCAAGCGAAAAGUAUUUUCUUUUAUUUGAAUUGUAACACCUUGUGGUCGAUAAAACAUUCAAUGUAAUAUAAAAA
This is a messenger RNA of Malaya genurostris, 4179 nucleotides long. RefSeq names its product PHD finger protein 14. Lineage: Eukaryota; Metazoa; Arthropoda; Insecta; Diptera; Culicidae. The record is from RefSeq and is a predicted model, not a curated record. The transcript has 6 exons. Gene Ontology annotation, biological process: regulation of transcription by RNA polymerase II. Bases 421 to 3981 code for a protein of 1186 amino acids.